AUACACAACAGCAUAGCAUGUAUAGCCAUGCAAUAAGAGAAUAUAAGUGACAACACAUAUACACUACAUACAAUAGUAGUUUCCAUUAAUCAGCAUGAAGGCCAUUUUCAUUGCAUUCUUACUUUUGGCUUCCAUGGCCUUCCUACCCUCUUCAACUCUAGCAGCUCGUGAAGUCAAAGGAGAGAAAGCAGCAAGAUAUACAGCAGUAACAGCUCCUACUAAGAACCCUAAUAAACCUGCUGUUAACUGUCCCCCUAAUUCGCCUUACAGAGAGUGCCUCAAACCGCAGCCGCCGCCAGCGCCAAAAUGUUCAGCCUACAGUCGUCGCUGCCCACCAUGAUGAUGCAUAUCUAUGAAGGCAAAUAAAUUGGAGUGAAUGAAGAAGAAGCUUUCCUUGUUAAUUAGUCUAUAAAUAGUAAUAGUAAUAUGUGAAUAAUAAAACUCUCUUCAUCAUGAGUUUUAUGUGUGUCUUAAUAUUGUUAAUCAUCUCUCUCUAUAUAUGUAUUUUGCUGUCAAUGUAUGUCAGAUUUCACAAUGUAGUAGAAAAUUACAUAAGAAGAAGAAAAUUCUUCACACAAUGAAUCAAUCCCAUUGCAUAAACAGGAUAGAAACAUGAAAGCCAUUAGUUA
Messenger RNA from Arachis ipaensis, 629 nucleotides. NCBI's taxonomy places the organism in Eukaryota, Viridiplantae, Streptophyta, Magnoliopsida, Fabales, Fabaceae. The record is from RefSeq and is a predicted model, not a curated record.